UCUUCCGGGUGCCAGGCUGCAGUUUCAGCUCCUUUGCUGAACUGAGUUUAGCAGCUAGUGUGAGGAUCUCUCAGGCCAGCUUCUAGGUUCUGUGAGAAGCUCAGGAGAGAUCCAAGCGAUGGUAUGGAUGCAGUGACCUAUGAUGAUGUGCAUGUGAACUUUACUCAGGAAGAGUGGGCUUUGCUGGAUCCUUCCCAGAAGACUCUCUACAAAGAUGUGAUGCUGGAGACCUACAGGAACCUCACUGCCAUAGGUUAUAACUGGGAAGACCAUAAUAUUGAAGAACAUCGUCAAAGGUCUAGAAGACAUGGAAGGCAUGGAAGAAGCCAUACUGGAGAGAAACCCUCUGAAUAUACUGAGCAUAGUAAAGACUUUGCAGGUCACAGUCAUCCUCAAAGGCAUGAAAGAAUUCAUACUGAGGAGAAACCCUAUGAAUGUAACCAAUGUGGGAAAGUGUAUACACAUCACUGUGAUCUCAUGAGACAUAAAAGAACACACACUGGAGAGAAACCUUACGAAUGUAAUCAAUGUGAUGAAGCCUUUUCACAACACAGUAGUCUCCUAAUACAUACAAGAACACAUACUGGAGAGAAACCCUAUGAAUGUAAGUAAUAUGAGAAAGCCUUUGCAGAUUCCAGUAGUCUCCGAAAACAUAAAAGAACACAUACUGGAGAGAAAUCUUACAAAUGUAAUCAGUGUGGUAAAGCCUUUUCACUAUGCAGUACUCUUCGAAGACAUAAAAAAAAAACACAUACUGGAGAGAAACCUGUUGAGUGUAAUCAGUGUGGGAAAGCCUUUGCACGUCACAGUCAUCUUCAAAGGUAUGAACGAAUUCAUACUGGAGAGAAAUCCUACAAAUACAAUCAACAUGAUAAAGCAUUUCUAUGUCUCAGUCAUCUUCAAAGGCAUGAACAAUUUCAUAAUGAAGAGACCCUCUACAAAUGUAACCAAUAUGAAAAAGCCUUUUUGAAACGCAAUAGUUUCUUAAUACAUAGAAGAACACAUACUGGAGAGAAACC
Molecule: messenger RNA, 1019 nt
Organism: Acomys russatus (golden spiny mouse)
Lineage: Eukaryota; Metazoa; Chordata; Mammalia; Rodentia; Muridae
Product: zinc finger protein 431-like
Exons: 4
Coding region: 124-612 (162 amino acids)
Biological process (GO): regulation of DNA-templated transcription
Source: RefSeq, a predicted model, not a curated record